AUGGAGGCUAUGCUUAAAGCGCAGCAUAAAUAUGUAAAACGUCCACCUCGCAAGGCGUACGGCCGCCUCAGCGCUGAUUCUGAUGACGCCAGUUCACAGCACAAACACAAAAUCGAUGAUCCUUUCGAAGAUUACGAUAACUUCAAAAUAAUAACAUCAGAUAGCAGUUGUAGCCACAACAAUGUAAAUGGCAACAUGAAUGGUAAUGGCAGUGCCACAUGUUCACAUGGUCAGGCCGACGACAGAGAUAGGGUAGGAUGUGGGGGUGAUGGUGGUAGUGUAGCUGCUCUUGAUGCCAAAAUGAUUUCCUGCACAGUGCCCGAUUGUCAGGGAAAUUUCGUAAAUGGUGGCGUGGUGUGUGAUUUAGAUGUUAUGACGGGACUAUGCAGAGGUGAUGUUGGUGUGGUUUCUGCUGCCUCUAAAUCGAAUUCAUCGGCGACGCAAAGGCAAAAAGUAGUCAACGAGAAUACUAUUAACCGCUUGCAGGCGAUGGCGAUGUCAGAUGAUGAUGAUUAUGAUGAAUCUCUGACAUGCAAUGUUUGUGAUAGAGCUUUCCAUUGUCAUAGGCAAUUGGCAUCGCAUCAGCAGAAAAAGCGUCAUUUCGGAGCUAGUUCGGGAAUUGAGGGUUAA
This is a messenger RNA of Rhagoletis pomonella (apple maggot), 630 nucleotides long. RefSeq lists its product as uncharacterized. The transcript has 4 exons. NCBI's taxonomy places the organism in Eukaryota, Metazoa, Arthropoda, Insecta, Diptera, Tephritidae. The record is from RefSeq and is a predicted model, not a curated record. Bases 1 to 630 code for a protein of 209 amino acids.